Messenger RNA from Exophiala xenobiotica, 1208 nucleotides. RefSeq lists its product as uncharacterized. The transcript is spliced from 2 exons. Gene Ontology annotation, cellular component: preribosome, large subunit precursor. NCBI's taxonomy places the organism in Eukaryota, Fungi, Ascomycota, Eurotiomycetes, Chaetothyriales, Herpotrichiellaceae. The record is from RefSeq and is a predicted model, not a curated record. Bases 76 to 465 code for a protein of 129 amino acids.
GGCCCACUUGCUUUACCUUCCAGCGUUCUUUCCCUCCUCACAGGAAGAUAGCGGCAGGUCAGAAGCGUUGUCAACAUGGCCAAAUCAGCUAGAGCCUCUAACACCAAACGAAACCGCCGAAAUCUUCGUGCCAAAGUCUUUGGCCCGGCUCACGAUGCUCGAUUAGAAAGACUGUCUGCAAAAUUACAAGAGGUGGCAUCAAAGCCCAGUGUGACCGAAGAGAAGGCUAUGGAGGUGGAUGACACAACUCAGCAAGCAGAAGAACAGCCGACACAAGAUGGUGCAGAAGAAAUGGAAAUUGAUGCUGAAGGAGUCACCUUGAAGCCUGUCAAGACUCGAUCAGACAAGAACCGCUCCGGCCGAAAAGAACACCGGGUUUCCAAGAAGAAGGAGAGAAAUAUGAUGGUGUUUGCUUCAGAAAGAGCCAGGAAAGCGAAAAUGGCAUCCAAGAAGAAGAGAAAGUGAAGUAGAGACUAAGAGGCCACAUCUCGAAACACUUCAUAAUGAUGGUCCAAUUGCUCUUGCUCGACGUUGUGUGUCGAAUGAGCGAAUCUGCCCUCUGCAGGCGACGGAAGAAAUAACGACGAUGAUGCCAGAUCAAUCUGAACCAAACCUCCUUGUUCGUCACAUUAAUACACCAAGCAGUCUAGCUGGGGCUUUUCCCAGACGAAGCAGCAUGGAUCAGCGGUGAUCUUCACGUCCGAUCCAUGUCCAUGGCAAUUUCACCUGCGGCGACCGUGCUUGGGCUGGAAGUACUAUGAGCUAUCUCGAUUGCUCACAAGAAAUCCUGUCACGCCUAACACGAGCUCCUUUGUCACAACAGCGACAUCCUCAUGUCGUUCUGGUCCCGCCAAUCCGCUCCUGGAGGAUGUCAGGCUCAAACGAGAUCUGUCCCACACCGUUGCCGAAUUGACCGGAUCUUGUACCUUGGUCUGGUCUGUUUCUCAGCGUCUGCAGGCGAGAGUGAAGAGAUGGCAGCGCAGGCCUCUAUGGCAAUCUCGAGCUAGGAAUACGGUGGACGUCAUGCUAGGACGAGGUUCCCAGCAUCAAAAAGAUUCGGAGUGCCUGGGUAAUUUGGCGUUCUCCCGGGUCUUCUUCCCAUCAUAGAACUUGAUGCAAGGUGAAUGAAUUGACGGAGAAUAACAACAUGAACUGCAGACAAGAAUACUAGUAGUCAAUAGUGGACAGAAAGCAAAGUACUGUACCAG